UAUGAUGAACGAGAGGGAACGGUCUAUCGACGAGUUUGAGGAAUUUCGACAAAGAGCCUGUUCCGGAGGUUCUUUAUAUAGUUCUCAAGAACUUUCUAGGCGGAGAAGUACUUUAAACACCGAUUGCGAAUGUUCCGAUUGGAUUUGUCGACAUAAAUCCGUUUCGCUAAAAGCUUCGAAUUCUUUACGCGUAACUGCAAGUGAUGAAGAUGACCUGAGGAGGUCAAGAUCUCUUCGAACUUCAACUCGGCCUUAUCUCAAAAAGGAAGAAACUCCAAGAUCGCGUUCAGUUUCUAAUAGAAGAUCGCGUCGUCGCCUAAAGGAAAAAGUAUCCCAAGUGCAAAAUCAAUCCCCGUCACCUCCCCGACGAAAAUCUCGUUUGAAAGGGAAUAGCGGAAAGUCACCAGCUAAGAGGCCUAAGUCGCUGAAGAUGGGUACAAUUGCUCAGCUCAUUCAAAGUGUCCAUGAGCGAGGACGCCGCUUCUCAGCAGCAAGCACAGACGGUCGGGAUAUUUUACUAAUGCAGGAUAAAAACUCGUAUCAAAUACCAGAAUUACAAUUCACCCAAGUUCUUUCAUUAGAUAAAGAGGAAAGGUCUCCUUCUCCUCGUACUUCAACUAUAGGGCGAGAGCGCUACGGUAGUGCCCCCGACAAUGAUAUGUCAGGAAGCACAAAUACACUUAGGUUGCCUCCCCAAUCGCCUACUGUUCAAUCUCCUUGUGAAGAUCAAAUUCGAGUGGCGACUAUUCGCCGUAGAUCUUUUUCUGUUUCACGGAAAGGGGUUGUUAAUCACGAAGGAGAUACGGUCGUGUCCAGAGUAUUUGGAUCAUCUAGUUCAAUUGGUAGUGAUAUUUCCGGGGAUGUAAUUUGUCGUUCACGAGCAUCCAGCUUUAAUUCUCAAAGUUCUAUUGGUAGUCCUGAAAUUUCAACAGCUUCAUAUAAAGUUCUCAUGAUUGGCGCCCCUGGAGUUGGUAGAACAUCGCUGACUAGGCAAUUUUUAACAAGCGAAUAUAUUGGAGCGGAAACGAGCUUCGGUAAAUAUAUAAAUUCAGAUAAUUAUUUGAUACCGUACUAG
This is a messenger RNA of Dimorphilus gyrociliatus, 1075 nucleotides long. The record is from the annotation of a GenBank genome assembly. NCBI's taxonomy places the organism in Eukaryota, Metazoa, Annelida, Polychaeta, Dinophilidae.